AUGAUGAAAACCCUGAGCCUCGCAUCUACCCAGAAGAUACUUUCAGGGUAUGAGAUUCCCGUGCUCGGAUAUGGGCUUUACCAAGUGCCGAGCGCAGUCGCAGAAGAUGUAACCGGCCAGGCUUUAAAGGCCGGAUAUCGCCAUAUUGAUUCCGCAGCGGCGUAUCGCAAUGAGAGGGAAAGUGUCACUGCCAUUGAAAAGGCGGGACUUAAGCGUUCUGAUGUCUUCUUGACAACAAAGGUCUCACCGAAAGCUACUGGAUAUGAGGCAGCAAAGCAGUCUAUUGAGGGAAGCCUAGAGAAAGCCGAAACUGACUAUUUCGACUUAAUUCUACUUCACGCUCCCUUCGGGGGCAAAGAGGGCCGUCUCGGCGCCUGGCGGGCCUUGGUAGAAGCGCAACGAACCAAAAAGGCUCGUUCAAUCGGCGUUUCCAACUUUGGAAUCCAUCACCUGGAAGAGUUGGAAGAAUACAUCCAAAGUGGUGGAGGGGGCAGGAUUGAGGUUGGCCAAUAUGAACUUCAUCCUUGGCUCAGACGUGCCGACUUGGUAGACUGGCUUCGCAAGCGUGGUGCAGUCGUCGAGGCAUAUUCCCCUCUCGCCAGAGGAACUCGGAUGGAGGAACCUGCUCUCCGAACAAUUAGCAAGAAACACAACAAAAGCCACGCCCAGAUAUUGAUCCGCUGGAGUCUUCAAAAGGGCUUUAUACCACUUCCAAAGUCAGCUACCCCAAGCCGUAUCAAAGAGAAUGUGGAUGUGUUUGACUUUGAGCUGGAUGACGAUGAUAUGAAGCUUCUGCACACCGACGAGUAUUCGCCUUGUACUUGGGAUCCUACUGUUCAGCAAGAUUGA
This is a messenger RNA of Penicillium nucicola, 849 nucleotides long. RefSeq names its product aldo/keto reductase. The transcript is spliced from 6 exons. Bases 1 to 849 code for a protein of 282 amino acids. Gene Ontology annotation, molecular function: oxidoreductase activity. Lineage: Eukaryota; Fungi; Ascomycota; Eurotiomycetes; Eurotiales; Aspergillaceae. The record is from RefSeq and is a predicted model, not a curated record.